AUGUCAUCUGUACAACGUGCUUUUACUCAGAAAUUAAGUAAACAACAUGCAUCUGAUGUCAGACGUCAGAUUGCUACUUCUACCUCAUAUUCGCGUGAUUUAUCAAAGAGUGGCAGUUCAUUCUCAGGCUUUUCUUCAACAAUGUCUCUAUGUGAAGUAUUAGAGCCAUUAGACUAUGAAGAAUUUCUAGCACAACAUCAGUCAGUGCUCGAUCGUGAUCCAUUAAAAUCCAUAUUAGACUUUCCACCUGGAGAUGUGGAAUUACAAGUUGUUAAAAGGAAAAUUAGAACAGAAGAACCAGUUGUUCCUCAUGAAUCUCUGGAUAUUGUGUCUCCAUAUGUUAGAAGAUGUAUAGAAACCUUCACUUCCGACUGGGUAGUGGUGCACCGUAAAUACAGGCGUAGAGUAUCUCCUAUUGCAAGGGACAGACUGUUACAGGACACCCCAAGACAAGAUUUUGAGGUGGAUCAAGAGGACACAAAUGGCUCAGGAUCACCAAACGAAGAGGAAGAUUUACCAAACUGUGGAGAUACACCAAGAGGAUCUUGGGCCAGUUUAGACUUGAGGCAUUCCCAACAUGAUCCUCUUCUUCCAAGUUUGCUAGAUCGUGUGUGUCCAGAAACUAUUGACCAAAUGAAUGAGCAAAAGCGUUCAGAAGACCGGCAAGAAGGAUUAUUUCCACUUUAUGCACCCCCAGCUUCCCCGGAUGAUGAGUGGCAAGAAAUUAGUAUCGCACCAGAGCCCACAGAGCCCUUUUCUCAUAAGAUUCUUGUGAAAUGUCUUCAAUUAAAACUAGAAUUAGAAGUGGAACCAAUUUUUGCAAGCCUGGCAUUAUAUGAUGCAAGGGAAAAGAAAAAGGUGUCUGAGAACUUUUAUGUGGAUAUGAAUUCAGAAGGUUUAAAAAGGAUGCUUGGUAGUCAUAUCGCAUACAGUGAUGCCAGCACUUUGGCAAGAAAUUGCGUUAUGAAUAUUAGCAAACCGAGUCCAGAUUUAUUCCUAGUUGUUAGACUUGAGAAAGUAUUGCAAGGCGAUAUUUCGGAAUGUGCUGAGCCAUAUUUGCGUGAAGAUAAAAAUAAGGAAAAGGUAAGAGCAGCUGCGGUAGCAGCGUGUGAACGAUUGGGGCGCUACCGAAUGCCAUUUGCAUGGACCGCUAUCCACCUUUCUGGUGUCAUAGGAGGUGGUGGAGACACAGAUAGCACCGGAAGUGCUGGCUCUCUAGACAGAAAAUCGGGGGGCCUCGAACAGUGGCGCAAAAAGGUAGAACCACCGACUCGGAGAGGUUCCCUUGAAAGAAGAAGUUCUGACAAAAGGCGUAGUUGGUCUCCUGAUGAUUUUGCUAAUUGUCUUGACACAUUCAGGCCUAUAACGUUAACUGUUUCAAGUUUCUUUAAACAAGAAAGUGAACGCUUAAGGGACGAAGAUCUUUACAAACUGUUGGUUGAGCUACGCAAACCAGGUUCCAAUUUGAAACGACUAAAAUGUCUGCCAGGCAUACUAAAAUUAGACCUUAGUCCAAGACCUGAAGAGCUGCCCAGAUGUUUAGAUUCUGAUCUUAGAAGACUAUUGCCAUACCCAGACGAGAAAAGUCGACCAGUAAAAGAAAUACUCGAGUUUCCAAGUGAAGUUGUUUCGCCAGAUUUAACAUAUAGGAAUCUUCUGUACAUUUACCCUAAGGAAGCAAACUUCAGUUCUCGAACUGGUUCAGCUCGAAAUAUCGCUGUAAGAAUGCAGUUGAUGGGCGGUGAACAAGAAGCGGAUGCCCUAACAGCCAUAUUUGGAAGAUCAUCCUGUCCCGAAAUGACGCACGAAUGCUUCACUUCUGUGUCGUAUCACAAUAAAAAUCCAAAUUUUUAUGACGAAGUGAAAAUUCGACUUCCCGCGGACCUGAGCGCAAAGCAUCAUUUGCUAUUCACAUUCUAUCACAUCAGUUGCCAGAAGAAAGUAGAACAACCAAAUGUCGAAACUGCUGUAGCAUACACGUGGUUACCACUUUUGAGGGAUGGACAUCUACAAUCCGGCGAAUUUAGUCUUCCAGCAAUGUUGGAUCCACCUCCAGCCAAUUAUUCCUACAUUGCUCCUGACGUUCUUCUACCAGGCACAAGAUGGGUAGAUGCACAUAGAGGAGUUUUCACGGUGAUUUUGGAACCAGUCUCUAGUGUUCACCCACAAGAUAAAUACAUUGACAGAUUUUUAUCGCUAUGUGGCUUCUUGGAAACUGGCCAAGUACCGCCACGUAUUGGUGAGGCCGGAAUGGAGUCAGAAUUAAAAUCUGCCCUCCUUGAAUUGGCAAGGGCUUCACAUUCUGCUCUGGUGAGAUCACUACCUCAACUAUUGGAUCAAUUGAUAUCGCUCUUAGUACGUCCUCCCACGUUACCGUCUCAACCACUGAACGUGGCAGCGACAGUCUUCGAGGCUAUAGGCCUAUUGGUUCGGAAUAUCACUAAUUUACCGGACGGUCAAUUAGAUGCACAUGGACGACACGCACUGUUGGCUACUUAUGUAGCGUAUCAGUGCUCUCUACCCAGAAUGACCAACACUCCAGGUAUCGUGAGAGCCCAAAGUAAUCCCGAUCUACCCCUAGAGGAUUUAGAAAUGGAAAUGCAUUCACGAGGGUUGGAUCGAACUGCGUCAAUGCGCCAAGAAUCACCUUCCAUAAACAGUCAACCAACUAGAAGACUGUUGCACGAGGAAUUAGGUUUACAUUGGGUCGUAUCCACCGGACAAGCAAGGGAAUUAGCAGUAACAUAUUCAUGGUUCUUUUUGGAGUUAAUCGUUCGCUCUAUGGUCGUAACACUGUCGGAAAUGGGGAUGUUGGAUGCGCCUCGAAAAUCAAGAUUCUCUCCUCAGUUUUGUGAUGACGUAGCUACACUCACAGCAGCAUUGACGUCUGAAGUAGUAUCUCGUUGCGGAAAGGAGAAUAGAGUGCCCAAUAAUUUGAUAUCAAGUCUCGGUAACUUCCUGUCUGAUCUGUUAUCGAUAAUGGACAGGGGGUUUGUUCUGUCCCUUAUUCGGGCUACAUGUUGCUCUCUGUCAGAUGCUUCUAUGCAUAUUCCUGAUUCAGCUGCUUUAUAUGCACUUAAAUUGGAUCUCGUUCGAACUGUAUGUUCUCAUGAACACUACGUAGCUCUCAACCUUCCUUUUGGAACUGGAUAUACAUCAGGAUCAGCACCAGCAUCCCCGAGUCCAUCUACUGGAAGUUCUGGUAGCUUGAUAUCUACACUUGUCCCUGGAGACCGCGCCAGAUUCUCUGAACUCAGUCAGGAAUUCAGGCAACAACACUUCCUAGUCGGGAUCGUUUUAUCCGAUCUAUCGAACACCUUGGAAAUACCUAAUCCGAUGCUUCAGAAUAAAGCUAUUGGAACCAUUCGACAUUUGAUGGCGUGCCACGAUGUGGACUCAAGAUAUUCCGACCCUGCAGCUAAAGCUAGGGUCACUGCCCUUUACCUGCCACUACUAACUAUCAUAAUGGAUGCGUUGCCUCAACUUUAUCACUGGGAUUCAAAGGAUAAAAGCGUCUAUCCAGAUGAGUCUGGAUCAAUCACACACUCUGUAGCUCUGGCUAUAGCUGGCGGAGUCUCGGCAGACACGGCAGGAACUCAGUGCAGAGUUUCUUUAAGUUCAGAGGCCACGCGACACCUUUUGAUGUGCGUGUUGUGGGUGCUAAAAGGACUGGAACAGUCUGCAUUGGCACAAUGGUGUUCGGAGCUAAGCUCCAGGCGUAUAUUGUGCCUUCUUCAAGUCCUAAAUAUUGCUACUGCAGCCUUUGAAUACAAGGGCAAGAGAGCCUUGAAAAGAUUACCUCCUCAGGCUGCGGCUACCAGCGACAUUAGAUCGCGAUUGGAGGAUGUAAUCCUUGGUCAAGGUAGUGCAAGAAGCGAAAUGAUGUUGCGUAGAAAAGAACGGAUGAGUGGAGAUAAAUUGAGAUGGCGUAAGGACCAAAUGCCUUACAGAUCCUGCGAGCAAUCAGAAGGAAGGGCUGUAGAACAAGAUGCUCACAUAGAAGGUGCCUUAGCAGCAGAAGCUUCCCUUGUAGUUUUAGAUACGUUAGAAACAGUUGUGCAGGCUGAUGGUGGAGGAGGGGCAGUUGUAGGAGCAGUACUAAAAGUUCUUUUAAGAGCUUUAGCAAGAAAUCAGAGUACAUCUGUUUUACAACACAUGUUCAAUACACAGAGAGCUUUGGUAUUCAAAUAUCAUAGUGCUCUGUUUGAUGAGGAAAGUGAAAGAUGUGGUGACCUUUGCUUAACACUGCUUACCAGAUGCAGUUCUCCGUUAAGUGCUGUUCGCAGCCAUGCAGCUGCUAGUCUUUAUCUACUUAUGCGACAGAAUUUCGAAAUUGGCAAUAAUUUUGCUCGAGUUAAGAUGCAAGUUACAACAUCAUUGUCAGCUCUUGUUGGAAGGGGAAGAGCUCCCAGUGAAGGUGCACUUAGAAGAGCAUUGAAAACGGUAUUGGUAUAUGCUGAGAGAGACACAGAACUAGCCGAUACAAGCUUCCCAGAACAGGUGAAAGAUCUUCUGUUCAAUUUACACAUGAUAUUGUCUGAUACUGUUAAAAUGAAAGAAUUUCAAGAGGACCCAGAAAUGCUAUUAGACCUUAUGUACAGAAUUGCAAAGGGAUAUCAAGGAUCACCAGACCUUAGAUUGACAUGGCUAGCGAAUAUGGCUCAACAACAUAUGGAAAGAAAAAAUCACACUGAAGCAGCAAUGUGUUUAGUGCAUAGUGCUGCUUUGGUAGCAGAGUAUUUACACCUCUUGGAGCCAGGAGGUGGUGGUAGACCAGUAGGAGCUGUUGCUCUAUGUCCUGUUACUCCAAAUUCUUUAGAAGAAAGUGCUGUAGGUGAUGAUGUAUUGGCCAGAAGGGAAGAAGGCCUGUGCUUAGGACCUGAUUUCUCAGAAAGUGGGUUAGCAGGUUUAUUGGAACAUGCCGCCAGCUCUUUUCAUGCGGCUGGAAUGUAUGAAGCUAUACCUGAUGUGUACAGAGUUUUACUGCCAAUAGCAGAAGCUGCACAUGAUUACAAAAAAUUGGCGAAUAUUCAUGGAAAGCUUCACGAAGCGUACACGCGUGUUGAACAAUUGGCUGGAAAAAGAGUAUUUGGCACAUAUUUCAGAGUAGGUUUUUAUGGAGGACGAUUUGGAGACCUAGCUGGCGAAGAAUUUGUUUACAAAGAACCUACUUUAACAAAAUUGCCGGAAAUAUUUUCAAGGCUGGAGAAUUUUUACGCCGAAAGAUUCGGCGCGGAAAAUAUUGUAAUAAUAAAAGAUUCAAAUCCUGUAGAUCCAAGCAAAUUAGAACCAGAUAAAGCCUAUGUUCAAAUCACUUAUGUAGAACCGUAUUUUGAACCGCAUGAACUUAGACACAGACCAGCUAUUUUUCACAGAAACUUUAAUAUCAGGCGAUUUGUAUAUGCAACACCUUUCACACCUGGUGGUAAGGCUCAUGGGGAAUUGAGGGAACAGUGUAAGCGUAAAACAAUUCUGACAGUAGCUACACAUUUUCCUUACUUAAAAACAAGAAUUCGUGUGGUUGCCAGAAAACAAAUAGUCCUAAGUCCAAUUGAAGUUGCAAUUGAAGACAUACAAAAGAAAACAGCAGAGGUUGCUGCAGCUACAGCCCAAGAACCACCUGAUGCAAAAAUGCUGCAGAUGGUUCUUCAAGGUUGUAUUGGAACCACAGUUAAUCAAGGACCUGCGGAAGUUGCAGUUGUCUUCCUAUCUGGAUUACGUGAGCAAAAUGCACAGCCUAGUCGACUCCAACACAAGUUGCGUUUAUGUUUCAAAGAUUUCUCAAAAAAAUGUCUGGAUGCCUUGAGAAGAAACAAAAAUCUAAUUGGUCCAGAUCAACGAGACUACCAACGAGAAUUGGAAAGAAAUUACCAAAGACUGACUGAAAGAUUGGCCCCCCUAAUUGCAUGGAGUGGACCGUCUCUAAUGAAUCAACAGAGUGUACCACAAACAUCACCACGCUGGUAAAAUGACUGAAUGCUGCUCAGAAUUACCAAAGAUACAUGACAUAUGAGUGGUAUAUUCAGAAAGUAUU
Dufourea novaeangliae is the source of this 6034-nucleotide messenger RNA. RefSeq names its product dedicator of cytokinesis protein 7 (gene Zir). The transcript has 19 exons. Gene Ontology annotation, biological process: small GTPase-mediated signal transduction; positive regulation of GTPase activity. Gene Ontology annotation, molecular function: guanyl-nucleotide exchange factor activity. NCBI's taxonomy places the organism in Eukaryota, Metazoa, Arthropoda, Insecta, Hymenoptera, Halictidae. The record is from RefSeq and is a predicted model, not a curated record. The coding region runs from base 1 to 5967 and encodes 1988 amino acids.